AUGGCCCUCGUCAUCGGCCUCGUCGCAGCGGCCGCCAAAGCCAUAAGCAGCAACGACAACGACCGGCACCAGAACAACAACCACAGCAGGUUCCGCGACGGCCUGUAUCACCACCACAACAGCCACAACAGCCACAACAGCGGCCACCACAGCUGCUGUAACAGUCAUCACAACAGCUGCUGCAACACCACCUCAUCUCCCCUUGCCGCUUACUCUCCCCUAUUGACGGGCAGCCGCCGCGCCGAGCGUCGGAUGGAGAGAAAGCUGCGCAAGGCGGAGCGAAAGGGCAGAAACACCGACAUGCUGCUGUCCAUGAUGGGCGGUUCCAGGGGGGCUUCCGGUUCAACAGGGCUGUCUGGUGACAGCGCUACAGCGAGUACGCAUCAUCAUCAUCAGCCUGGUCAUGGUGGUGGUGUCCCUUACGUGGGCUACGGCGAGAGCUCAAGGGGUCGAGAUGUGUCUCCCGAGUCACAGAGGGGGCAUCAAUGGCGGGAUGACGAUGAGUUCCAGGGUCACGAGCGGACGGGAAGCUCCUCGGAGGCGUUGCCGUCGUAUGAGCAGGCGGUUCGCCGGUCGGAUAAGUCGAGGAGAUGA
Molecule: messenger RNA, 594 nt
Organism: Trichoderma reesei QM6a
Lineage: Eukaryota; Fungi; Ascomycota; Sordariomycetes; Hypocreales; Hypocreaceae
Exons: 1
Coding region: 1-594 (197 amino acids)
Source: RefSeq, a predicted model, not a curated record